CAGCCCUCUGCAGGAUGGCUGUGGGUGGCGUAGGGUCGUUGAGGCCGUCCGUCCCUCCGACGGCUCUGCCGUGGCUGGCGGCUGGGGUCGUGCAGCAUCUCCUCGCCGGCACGCGUACUGCGAGGUGGCUGUGCCGCCGAGCCGGCCAGCUCCUGGCCUCGGCACGCCGAAGGGCGCGGGUUGCUCCGUCGGCCUGCGUGUGCACAGCGGGUGAUAACAACGCUGCCUUCCCGGUCUCGCCCCACCGCAGUGCUGUAAGGCAGCGGGCCCGUUCAGCAUUCGCGCAGUGCCUCAGCGGCGCUGAGCGGUGCGCAGAUACCUCGGCCGACGCGGCGGGAGAGAAGCUCGCCUGUCACCGCAGCGGGUCUCCGCUUCGGCAUGGGGAGAGGCUUUCCUCCGAGAGGCUGAGGGCAGCGUAUUGCUACGCCUAGGACACGCUUCUCGAAGACCGAAGGUCUUUUCGGAAUCCUGACAAGCCUUACGGUGCGCGUACUGCAAAAGUUUAGACUAAGCUUUAGAACUUAGUAUAUAGUUCUCCGCCGUAGUCAUCCCAAGCUUUGUAAGCAGCGUUUGUGAGUUGUUUGCCUGCCUUUCCGGAAGUCUGUACCGUCUUUUCUGCGUUGUCCUUUCCGCCUCACUUUGAUCCCACGCGUACGGGUAGGGAGCCCAGGAGGUUACUUGCUUAUCACAGAAACUGGUGCAGUGGAUGGGACAGCGUAGGACCCCAGUUCCGCCAGGGCCAGCUUCAAUAGUUACUGCUUACCUUUGACGAGUUAUUAACCUCCGUUUCCCCUGGUACUCCUCAGGCAAUGCGCAGAGAGAGAGAGAGAGAGAGAGACCCCUGCUACAAAUAUCCCUUAAAGUUGAGCCAACUACACUGGUAAGAGGGACCCCCGCCCCGGCUCCUUAUAACCUCUUCCACCAGUAGGUGUGGGAUCUCCCAGUGCGUUUUCUUUGUAACCAAGGCUGUCUUUCUGCAAAAGAGGACGCUGAUGUUAGGCUAACUUAAUACUGUCACGCAAUUAAACCCCACGUCUCUCACUAUCGUGUAGUGCCUUGAGAAAUUCUUCUCUACCACGUUGUCAACCUAACAUUUGUAACCAAAAACACCUCACCUCUUAACUCAUCAUUACAGUAAGCUUGGCUUCAUAACAAUUUCUUACCAGCAGCGCAGCAGAGCUGGGGCCAGCAGGCUGCGUUUGCAAUGCAAAGGGAAAGCAGGAGACACCUCUCCCUGCAGGAGUGUAUGGGUGCCUACGUGUCUUGCGCACACAGCUGGUGGUGCUGCUUCUGUCAUCGUCCACCUCAGGCUCUGACACGCAGCUGCUGGACAGCCGAAGCCUCUCAGGGCUUUCGCAACCAAAAAGAAACUGCUGACUGUUGCUAGUAGGAAUCCAGCAUUCUUGGCAGCACGCGAUAACUUGCUUGCAUUGCAUGGAGAGCCAUUAAAAAAAAAAAAAAAAAAAAAAGAGAGAGGCGUGAGAUAAAAUAUCGCUGGCUAUUUUUUGCAUGGGUGGUUACAACUUAAAAUAUGCUGCUUGUUCACUUUCGCUAUUGCCCGACACCGGAUCUAAUGCUGUACUUUGCAGAUAAAAGGGAUUUUUUUUUAACUUUUCAUUCAGCAGUCCAGCUUACGCAAGUGCUGAGCUUCACACGAAAAGGAAAGCACCUCAUGCUGAGGGUUUGUGUCAGUUUCAGUGCUCUUUUCUGCUCAGAAUAUGUUAAAUGUAAACUACCCAUUCUGAUUUUUGUGGUUGCCGGUUAUAGCAGGAAACAGUUCUGCCCAGUUUGCGGUGGGGCGAGGGUUCAUUUACGUGGUGGCUGCUUAGCUCUGCUGCGAGGCCUUGUAAAAGCCUCAGCAGAACUGGGAAUCGACUCCAAAGGCCGUGAACCGCUAAGGAGGAAGAUUUUCCCGACCGUUUAUUUGAACUUUGAGCAAACAAAACGAGAAAAGAAAAAGCUGUGAUUUGGUUUUUUUUCCCCUGCUGAGUGGUACAGGAACUUAGGACGACUCACUGUAUGGGGCCUAAAUUAAAUAGACAAGUUCUUGGUGUCUCCUCUAGCUCAGCCCCUUCAGCUCCAUAAAAUAGCUUAUGGCAGAGCUUGACCCGCCAGGUCGUUCUUCAGGCUGCUCCCCAUCAGUUGCAGAAUUGAGGGUUGGUUUUUUUCCCAGAGUACUCUCGUCUUUUAGUUUCAGAGCGCUUCUCCUCGGCAGCCAGUGCUUGGGUUUUUUUCAUUUUGUGUCCGAAGUAUUUUGGGUAAUUGCCCUGUGUUCAGGCUGGAGUAUCACACUUCCUGACUUAAUUUACAACCGUUUGUAUGCUGACUCAGUGAGCGCACAAACCUCUCUUAUGCAAAUGGAGUAACUUACAUUGAUUGGAAGGGGAUGUGAAAGGAAGCCCAAAAGUUAGAAAGAGGUUUUGAUGGCAAAUGCGUACGGCGAUGACUUUUUGGUUUUUCAGAACUCCUGGAUUUUCGUUUCCAAGUCACUUGAUCUCCCUGGCGCAGCUGCUCCAACUCCAUGCUUUGUCCUGCUCAGCUCUUUUCCAUUGUCCGGGAUGCCCCACGAACUGCUGUCUCCCACACGGAGGUGUAUGUUUUCACGUCUUACACGUUGCUAGGCGAAGCCCUUAAUUACAGCUGGCCCUUGCAGAGGGGGAGGAAAACACAGUGAAACCAAAAUGUGGUAGGGAAGGCAACGGGGAAGUAUUUGUGCCGCCGGUACACCUUUCCCUGCAGCCAGGUUUCCUUACGUAACCCCAGUGCUUCGGGAAGUUGGAAAGAUGCGCACGUUUAAACGCCACAGAGGCAGGGACGUGAGUCAGUGCUGUCCCCUUUCUGACUGAAAGAGUUAUCCAAAGCCUAGGGCCUUGCUGGUAGUUUAUCAGAGUGCGUAUGUAUGCUGUGGAGACCACAGCAGCGAGCACUUGGAGCCUGUGAACUCCUAGGUCUCUGUCAGUGAUGUUACAUUUAAUGGAAGGAGCAUCCGACUGCUGAGACGGUAAACAGGUCUGAUGAAAGCCUGCUUGUUUACAGCAGACGUGCAAGGACCUGAUUCUCGCAGCUGCUGGUGGCCCGGGAAAAGCAGUUUUGCUGCUGUUGGUGACAGACCACAGUCCUUAUGCUAACUUUGUGAGGCCAGGGGACCAGGCUCUACUGGGCUUGUUGGGAGAACUUACUUUGUGAAAAGAAGCUUUGUAAGGGUGUCUCAUAUUACGAUGUGUGGUUCGAGUAUCAGGUAAUAGCAAAGGCCUUGAAAACGUGGGUGUGGGCUAAAAGACCAUCCCUGAGGCUAUAAAGAACUCCCCAGUAGUCAGUUCCCGGCCAUAGAAGUACAGCCUUGAGACCUGAGAAAAACUGUUAUCAUAAAGAGGAAAAAGAGGAAGAAGCUAAGCAAGAAAAAUGUUGAGCAACAGGAUAGUACGCGGUGGGAUAACCCCAGGCGUGGGGCGAGCACCGUGGGUGAGGAUGGCCUGUCGUGACAUCCCCCAGCGAUGGACGGCGGUGCCCCCGAGUGAUGGGUUCUGAGGUCACCGAGGAAUGGACUGUGAUGUCGCCGAGCGACGGAUUGUUACCACGCGUCCCUCCCUGCUUGAAUUCGGGCACCGAGCCGCAGCCAGCCGGCUCGUGCCCACACUCCAGCUGAGCGGGUUCGCGAGGUCUGGAGUGUCGAGCGAGGCCUUUGCUGAGCAAGUGCUGGUGUUGGGCUCGGGCAGUUGUUUUCCGCAGCUCUCCGCGCCCAGCCUCAGAGCCGUCCAAGGCUUCUCCCCGGCCCUGCCAGGUUCAGGCAGCCGGGGCACCCAGGAGGCACGCUCGCAGCAGCAGAGCGUGACACCCGCUGCUGCAGCGCCGGUGACAGGGAGCAGCUCAACGUCCCCAGCUCCCCCCAGCCCACCGCAGCACGUGGGGACCAUGGCCGUGGAGCUGGACAACCGCUGUCCCGUCUGCCUGGACAGCUGGGAGGAGGCCAGCUACGUGAUGCCGUGCCUCCACCAGUUCUGCUAUGCAUGCAUCCUGCGGUGGGCUGAGAGCAAGCCCGAGUGCCCCCUCUGCAAGAGGAACGUCACCUCCAUCUUGCACUCGGUGCAGGCGGACGACAACUUCAAGGAGCACGUUGUCGCACCACCUCCAGUACCAUCAGUUGCCGUCCACCUGGCAGGAGGUGCUCCUGGCCAUCCAGCCGCCCACAACCAGCCAUCAGCUGCACAGCCGCUGCCCAGGGCUCCUGUGGGCAGCCUCCAUCCCCACGUCUGGGCAUCCCUCUUCCAAGAGGACCCAGCUCUGCUCCGGCCCGUGAUGCUCUGGCUGCGACAGGAGCUGUGGCUCUUCUUCGAGGGUGGCCGCUGGGAAACAGCUGCAGCGCGGAGGCUCGUCCUGUCCGGCCUGCACCUCUUCGGCCUGGACGAGGAAACCCUGUUCCAGCUGCUGCAGGGUGCCCUGGGCGAGUACACGAGGACCUUUGUGCGCCAGCUGAUCGACACCAUCGUGGAGCGGUGCGGCGGGGAGGCACGACGCCGGAUGGGCCUGGAGGACGCCCGUGCUGCCGAGGAGCGGGAGGGCAGCCCUGCGGCUGCCCCCGGCCCCGCUGCCUCCCAAAGGGGGUCUCCUGCCCCCAGCCCAGCCCCCUCCAGCAGCCGGGGCACAGCCGAGGCGGAAGAGCUCCCCAGCACCUCAUCGGCUGCCCUUCGUGGGGGUCCUGGCAGCCCUCCCUCUGCCCCUGUUCCCACCCACAGGGAGCACGACGAGCCACAGGAGGACCCGGAGGAGGCUGUGCCCGGGCCCUCCGCUCCCAGCCAGGGCAGCGAACUCUCCCCUGGGGGACCCCGGAGAGCCCCAAAGAGGAGGGCUGGCAGCCCCCGGGCCUCGUCACCUCCCAGCAAGAGGCCACCCCACCGGCCACAGUAGGAGGGUGCCCCAGGAGCUGGCGAAACCAGGGACGGGCCAGCAGCUGGGGCACCCACCAGCCUCCCAAAGGGACCCGGAGACGCUCAUUGGUAGCCUAGCGCUAAUGAUCAAAUCGCACAAUAAACGUAUGAAAAGUG
Molecule: messenger RNA, 5042 nt
Organism: Aquila chrysaetos chrysaetos
Lineage: Eukaryota; Metazoa; Chordata; Aves; Accipitriformes; Accipitridae
Exons: 2
Coding region: 3541-4905 (454 amino acids)
Biological process (GO): protein polyubiquitination; protein monoubiquitination
Molecular function (GO): ubiquitin protein ligase activity
Source: RefSeq, a predicted model, not a curated record